Messenger RNA from Mycena citricolor, 1776 nucleotides. The record is from the annotation of a GenBank genome assembly. Lineage: Eukaryota; Fungi; Basidiomycota; Agaricomycetes; Agaricales; Mycenaceae.
AUGUUUCGAGCAGUCACGACGGCGUCGACGAGCUUCGCAGCUCCAUCAAACCCUUUACGCUCUUUCCUGGUUCGGACUGUCAUGAGUUCCUCGUCUCGCGGACCUCCCUCGACAGCGCCUCAGGUCCGAAUGCCUGCGUCACGAAACCACCGCCGGCCAAGAGGGCCACCAUAUGCCAAAACAGCGCACAGUGCAGCGGCAGUAGCCGUGGCACCCACCGCGCAUGAGCCAGUCGCAGUCUCUUCCGCGCCCAAAGACCAGACACAUGUGUCCGGACGUACUUUUGCGAGCGCUCCCAUUUCUGAGGCGUCCAAGAGAGGUAUAAAGCAUGAGUUCAUGUCGGAUGUUCAAGCUGCGACGCUGGAUGCGGGACUUUCUGGCAUAGAUCUUCUUGUGCAGGCUAAGACCGGCACGGGCAAGACCCUGGCCUUCCUUCUGCCAUCGGUGGAAAGACUGGCGAAAAUGGAGCUGGCGCCGAGAAAGAUUUCGAUGCUGGUGCUUUCUCCGACUCGGGAGCUAGCUCUGCAGAUAGAGGCAGAGGCUAAAACCCUCAUUGCCAACCACUCAUUCGACGUAAAACAUGCUAUCGGUGGAACGAACAUGAACGCGACAGGCAAACGGAUCAUGGAAAGCCCUCCGCGCAUUCUCAUCGCGACACCUGGACGAUUAAUUGACCAUCUGGAAAACACUGGCAACUUCUCGCACCUAUUCUCGGACCUGCGCGUAAUUGUGUACGAUGAGGCGGAUCGGCUGCUGGACCAAGGGUUCCGCCGCGAGCUGGAUAAGAUUCAGAGUUUCUUGCCCAAUCGGAGCAAGGUCCCGCGCCAGGCCUUGCUGUUCUCAGCCACUGUGAGCGAAGAGAUCAAACAGGUGGCCAAGGGUGCGCUGGUUGCCAACUACCAGUUCCUGAGCACGUUGCGCGCGGACGAAGUGAAUACGCAUGAGCAUGUUCCCCAGCAGCUCUUCACCACUCCCUUCGCACAGCAUGUCGCCGCUACGCUCGGGUUCCUGAAACAAGACCAGCAAGUGAAUCCCGGAGCCUCCAAGGCCAUGGUGUUCCUGCCCACUGCCCGAUCGACGAGUUUCUUCUACGAGGCGCUGUCCCAGCUUCCGUCCGAAAAACUUCCGCCUCUUUUCCAGAUCCACAGUCGCAUGUCACAGAGCGCUCGUAUCAAAGCUGCCGACCAAUUCAAGAACGCCAAACAGGGCGUGUUGUUCAGCUCCGAUGUGACUGCGCGCGGGAUGGACUUCCCUGGUGUCUCGCUCGUCAUCCAAGCGGGUGUGCCAAGCAACGCGGAGCAAUACAUCCACCGCUUGGGCCGCACUGCCCGUGCUGGCGCCAGUGGCCGUGGCCUGCUCAUCCUCGAUUCCGCGGAAGAGUUCUUCUUACGGAACAAGACGAUUUCUGAGCUGGGGAUCAAGCCCGUGGCGUCCUCGCCGUCUCCGGAUUCGCCGUACCACGUUUCGCCGGCGGAUCUCGCACAGCUGAGCGCUACUGUCUCGCGGGGCCUGCUCCAGGUCAGCGACGAUGUCAAGGCCCAGACGUAUCGUGCCUGGAUGGGAUACUACAUGGGAAGCGCCAAGAGCCUGCGUUGGUCAAAGGAAGAGCUGGUGCAGCGGGCGAACGCGUUUGUAUACGAAGGGCUCGGCUGGUCCGGUCCGGAGCUGCCGACCAUCGAGCGCAAGACUGUGGGCAUGAUGAACUUGAAGGGCGUCCCCGGUUUGAACAUCGUCGCGAGUGAGCCCAGGCCACCGCGCAACCAGCCCAGGAAGUAG